GUUUUAGUUACUGUAUUAUCCCUUGGCAUGCAAAUGUUCAUCCAUUUGUAUUCUAUUACUUUGAAUUGAUAUGUAAGGUUUGCUGUGUUUUCAUUGUUAUUGCUGUUGGUAUAUUGGGGUUUAUUCAUCAGUGUUAUUAAUCUGGUUAAGUAGAUACAGGUUAUCGGUGUGGCUGUGUGUAUCACAUAAAAUUAGACAAGUUAUUUAAAUGUUAAUAAACCUCUGUUAGUGGAGGAAUGUAAAAAAAUUAACUAUUAUGGUGCAAUUAUAUUCUAACAUUUUGAGAGAUUGUAGGGCAUUUCAAAUUAAUGUGUUAGAACAGAGAGCUUCCAUUGAUCACUGAAGUCCCAAUUCCAUCCAGUCUAACCAUUCAUCAAGUCCUAAUAAUGUUAUAACCAAUAGUAUGAUAUAACAUGAUAAAGUUAUUUACAUCGUCUAAUUGGUCAGCUUGGACUUGUCUGCUAAAUUCAUACACAUAUAUUUUGUAUAUUUUCAUACACGUAUAUCUCUGCUUUAAAUUCAUACACGUACAUUUUGUACAUAUUUAUCAAGUACACAUUAAAUUCACAGAAGUUAAAAGAAAGCAAUGAUACAUGCAUACAUUGAUGAAUUUGUUGUAUUAACAAAUGGCCUACUAUUGAGACUACGGAGAGUCUACCGCCAUACAGCUUGAUUCACUGUGAUGUUAAUUUUCACUGAGAGCAAAGACUAACCAAUCCUUAUGUCUAACUUCAAUUUGUUAUCAGACAUGGCAGAAACUGCACUCUCUUUGGAUAUACUAUAACUAUGACAUUAUCUCACCCGUUGCUUAUGCUGACCCUGCAGUCUAUUAAGAAGUUUGCAUACAGACUGGAGUGAACUUUUUUCAAGAUAUCUAUACAUUGACGUAUAAUUACAUAAGUGUCCAGUAAUGUAGUUUCAGAAUUAGAGGCCAUAGCCAUAUUUCUUUUUAAUUCAGAUUAGGAUGACAAACUAUUGUUCGUCUUCUAAUACAGAAGAUAAUCCAGUCUUACAAAAGACAUUAAAACUAUUAAUGUUCAGGUCCCCCUAAUGGAUCUGUCAGCCCGAGUCCAGAAAUAUAUGGAUCAUGUGUUAAAUUGGGCCUCGUAUUACUAGCUACAGGCAUAUAUACCUCUUGGAAAACAGUAAUUGUUGGUAGUGGUCUUUGCCUUUAACUCCUGUUUCUUUACAUACUGUUGUCCUGUAGUGGUGGUGGCAUGGUGGACUAAAGCACAUAACUGUUAAUCAGAAGGUCACUGUAUUUUAUCCCCACCACCACCACCAUUGUGUCCUUGAGCAAGGCACUUUACUCCAGUUUGCUCCGGUGGAAUUGUCCCUGUAAUAUGUGCACUGUAUGUCGCUUUGUAUAAAAGCGUCUGCCAAAUGUAUAAAUGUAAAUGUUUCACGUGUGUCCGCAUGUCUUUAUAAAUUUUUUUGCCAUGUUCACUCAUACUGUACAUCUGUGGAUUGAUCUACAGCCAACUUCAGGCAAAACAAGACCAGAGGACACGUCUUACUCAUUCUAUAAAGGGUUAUUGCAUAUUCACAUUGAUUUAAAAUGUCCGAGUAUCUGAUUCUGUAUUUAUUUUCUUGUAGACCGAUGAGAAAUUAAAAAUAAUAAUAAAAAAUAAAAAAACUCAAACAUUGUAAAUUAACAAUAAAAACCCAGACAGACAGAUUUUUUAAUGUGAAGAGAGUUGUUUGGGUGACUUUCAUAAUUACUGUGAAUCACAAUAUUUAGAUAUGACUGCAGUCUGGCAGUGAUACGGAUAUGAGAGUGCCAGGCUUCUCUGUGGCUCAAUCUAGGCAUGAUAAUUUUGAAUGUCCACAUUUUGUGUCUUUGUUAUAGCUUCACCUUGCAGACUUCAAUUGGUUAAACUUUCCAGUAUAAAACCUCCAUCUCCAGGGACUGCUGUGGCAGCUCUGUAUUCAGUCAGCUAGUGUGCUUUCUACCUUACAGUGUCAGUAUGCCAUACAGUAUUUGAAAUAACAUAUUUACUUCAUUUUCUGUCCUUUUUAGCCAACUGACCCCAAAGGAUAAUACUUAUGCUUUGGUGAUUUCUUUUUAACCUUUUAUAACCAUAUUUGAAAAUGUAUCCAUGCGUGUAAACUGGUCAUUUCAUUUAAAUCUAUUGAAAUGGUUGCUCUCUUUUCUAACACUGUUUUUGGUGCUAGAUUAUUUCUCUCUCAGUCUUUUUGUGGGUUUCUGCUCUGUUAAAACAACACUAACUUUUGCAUUAAAACUGUGAUGAACAAAUAUAGGUAAGACACUGUCAAACUGGAUCAUGCAUAAUGUAUGUAAUGGAGUAUGUGAUUGGACAACCAUGGGGAAUAUUAGCAGUAAAGUCUCAGAAAACAGCAUUAAAACUAAUUUUGAACAAUAGUCAGUAAAUCUUGUAAAAUCUCCAGUAGACCCAAUAAUACAUAUUUUAUAUUGUUAAAUAAAGAGGUAAGGAGGAAUAGUUUCUCUGCUCUGUUAGUCAUACAUUUGAACUGAAAUGUUACACAGUUUUUAUCUGUCUUUCUACAGUCCUUAUGCCCAGCCUCAACCUAUGCAGCAGCCACCACCCAUGCAGCGGCCUCCACCUAUGCAACAGCCACCCAUGCAACAGCCACCCAUGCAACACAGCUCCAUCCAGAUCCCUAUAGGUCCUCCUCCUCCUAAAGUGGUCAGCACUGCCAACAUUGUGCCUACAGCCUACCCGGCUGCCCCAGCACCAGCUCCAACAAUGUUUCACGCACCUGCUCCUGCCCCAGUUCCAGCCCCUUCCUCCAGCAGGCCUCCCUGGGUUACUGAUGAUAAUUUUGCCCAGAAAUUUGACAAAAGCAAAUCCACCACCACAAGUAUCAAAGUGCAGGCUCUGCCCCAGGCUGCCCCACCACCACCAACCUACAUCCCUAACCCCAUUCCUGCUGCCCCAAGUCCUGCUUUCAACCCUGCCUCUUCUCCAUUCAGCCCUGCGCCAAUCCCACCCGUGGCUCGUGGAGUUGCUCAAAGGGCUGAGCGGUUUGCAGCCAGCAGUAGGACACCUCUGUGUGGAUCCUGCAACAACAUCAUCAGGGGACCAUUCCUGGUGGCACUGGGUCGUUGCUGGCAUCCCGAGGAGUUCAAUUGCCAUUACUGCCACUCGUCUCUGGCUGAUGUCAGCUUUGUGGAGGAGCAGAAUAAUGUUUACUGUGAGAAUUGCUAUGGAGAAUUCUUUGCACCUACCUGUGCCCGAUGCAACACCAAGAUCAUGGGAGAAGUGAUGCAUGCACUGCGGCAGACCUGGCAUACUACUUGCUUUGUGUGCGCAGCCUGUGGAAAGCCAUUUGGAAACAGCCUCUUCCAUAUGGAGGAUGGGGAGCCCUAUUGUGAGAAAGAUUACAUUGCUCUCUUCAGCACAAAAUGCCAUGGCUGUGACUUCCCAGUUGAGGCAGGAGACAAAUUUAUCGAAGCUCUAGGCCAUACAUGGCAUGAUACUUGCUUUGUUUGUGCGGUGUGCCAUGUGAACUUAGAAGGACAACCUUUCUACUCCAAGAAGGACAAGCCCUUAUGCAAGAAGCAUGCACAUGCCAUCAAUGUGUAGGUGCCUUAACAGUACAAUAGAAGCUGUCGGUGAAACAACUAAAUGCAGUUUAUAAUACAUUUGCAUUAGAGGUUCUAUUGCAAGGCAUCAGUGCCAAUCCAAAUGAAUAGAAAAUCGUACAUAAAAUGACACAUAUUAAAAAAUAAAAAAAUAAAAUAUAUAUAUUCAGAAAUAGUAUCACGGCUUGUGCUGUUUGGAACAAGUUAUUGGAUAAACAAGUUUGGGUGUGUGUGUGUGACUGAGAGACCACGAGAGAGAGACCACGAGAGAGAGAGAGAGAGAGAUGGAGUGUGUGAUCACCUGUUGUCACUUCCAAGCAGAGAUGCUGUCAGCUUUCGGAAGAUCAGAUUUCUCAUUGGAAAAAUAGCGUCCAUGCGGGGGUAUUUCUCCCUAUUUCACAGUAGCCGGUGCGGUGUCGAUUACAAUAGAAACUGCAAUGUCCUCCCAUUUUAAACAGCACCCAUUGUGUAAUUAAUCAGUCUAUUGUGUCUCUCAGCUGUGAAGAGCCGUAAUGCUGAAGUUGUUCAUUUAAAGCAGUUUAAAGCUAUUUCCUAGCUUUAGUAGUGUAGUUUAGACAAGGGAUCACAAAGAGCUGUUUUAUAGACACUGGCUUACGUGGAUUCACUUCACGUCACCUAACUGGCUCAUAUUACACACUAAAAUAAACUUUUACCACCACCUGCUGGCUUACAUAUGUAAUGUAAAAAAAAAAAAGAUAAGCAGUAGCUCUUAACACAUAUGCACUGCUCUUACACUUUAGUUUAGAACGGCACGAACACAAGCGGAGUGAUGCACACUGUGAAGCAUCGGAGUGCUUUAACAAAUGCACAUUUUUAGUCCAAAUUAAAACGCAGUGUGCACAUAGAGUUAUUUAGUGCAUUAUCUUUAUUAUAAUGGAUGUAUCUUUUAUUACAAUAAAUGUGCACUUGUUUGCCUGAUAUACAUUAAUUUAAAUGAGAUAACAUCACUUUCACUUUUGGUGAAUUUAUACAACAUAACAUUUUUAUGAUGUUAGUGACUGAAACAUUGAUUUGAACUUCUUUGUUAGAAUUUGGUUGGAUUUUUAACCAAGUAACUACUUCUUUAUUUAGAAUUGAAUAGGUUACAAUGUACAUGGAUGUUGUUGUGUGUUUGGUGAAUAUUGUCUAGAGAUGUAUUUACUCAUCGCAAGGCAUAGUCUUGAGUUGAUAUGCCUCAGAUCAUUUCAAAAUCAAAAACAGAGCCUGAACAAAAAUCUAUGCAUUUUAUUAUGCCUUAACCUCGAAAGGAAUCUUAACUGUAUUUCUUUUUAUUGCAUUACAAGUUGUUUUCACAAAAUAUAACGAGGCCUAUUGCUCUUUUACGUCACACUGAAACCGGAUACUGGUGUAGUCUUUUUAAUGCUGAAUAAAUAAUUUAUAUGUGCUACAAAUCUUGUUCAUGUGUGAUAGGAAGCAAUUAAUGCAUUUUUAAUGCAAACAUUUUUUCCAUUUGUUGAUAAAAAAACAAUUUAAGCAGGGCACCUGGUAACAUAGAAUUUUAAUUGGUGAAUCAGUUCUUGCCCUCACAAUGUACUGAUUGCAAGACAUAACUAGCUGUUUAAUUUCCAGCCUGCAAGGCUGAACAGAGUACCUUAAAAUGUUUGUCUUGGUCACCGAAGUUAGCUAUUUUGUUCUGUUAUUUAUUGUGUCCAAAAACAUAAUAUUUAGGCUUGCUUUGCAAAUUGCACAGAUUUAAUUAAAUUUAUAAUUUAAUCAACAAAUAAAGGUCAAUUUAAUCACAUACACAGAAAAGAAAAAUUGAUUCUUAAUGAUAUCAUGAAGAUUAUAACAAUUGUGGUGACCUAGACUUUGUUCUUUGUAUUCUCAGUUAGUAGAUGUGAGAUGCAACUUCAAGCUUACAGUUAAAGUUUUCCACAGAAGUUUUACACCAGUUUUUUUUUUUUUACAUUUUCGAAUUUUAGCACAAUUAUACACAAUUGUGUUUCCUUCAGGUUGUUUAACAUUUAUGUAUUUUUGUUCUUACACUUUGAACAAAAUUACUCCUGUUUGAUUGAUACAUUUAUGAAUGUGUCCCUGACAUGACAACAUUAGUCAUUAUAUAUUCACUGCCACAUUUUGAAUUUUAUCUAACCUUGAACCUACCAGUUGAGAAGUGUUUUUAGGACUACUUAAGUUUUCAGGUUGAUACAGCAGGUUUAUUAGUUAAAAAUUGUAUUGAAAUAAACAACAAUUUGGCAUGUUAAAUGCCUCUCUUACUGUAAAUGAAAAAAAAUAAUAUGCUUCAUUUUUAUGGUGCACAAGUAAGUUACAGUAUGUGAGCAUUUAUAGCAGCUUUGGGUUCCGGUGUAUGGAAUUACAGUAUACUUUUAAUAUACUGGUGUAUGUAUUUAAUAUACAUCUAUAACCAUGUAUUUUCAUUGUGUGAUUGUGAAAUGUAAUGCUAUUGAAUGUCAAGCAGUCACUUUUCACAAAAUGUAAAAUAAGCCACCAUUUUCACUUGUGAAUUAAAAAAAAAAAUUCACAAAGCAUUUAAGCAUCCAGUUACAGAGGCAUAAACUUUUUCUUGAAUUUGCAGAUUAUUUGUGUUAAAGUAAAUAAAAAACCCUAAAAGGAAUAUUUCACACAAAAAUUAAAAUUAUCUUAUAAUUUACUCACCCUCUUGCCAUCCCUGAUAUGCAUUAUAUUCUUCUGCUAAACACAUACAUUUUUUAGAAGAAUAUUUCAGCACUGUUGGUCCUCAUAAUGCAAGUGAAUGGUGGCCAGAACGUUGCAGCUCCAAAAAGCACAAAGAGGCAGCAUUAAAGUAAUCUGUAUGACUCCAGUGUUUAAAUGUAUACCUUCAGAAGCGAUAUGAUAGCUGUGGUUGAGAAACAGAUAAAUAAUAAAGUCCUUUUUUACUAUCAAUCUCCACUUUCACUUUCAAAUUCUUCUUUUGUUUUUGGUUAUUCGCAUUAUUUAUGCAUAUUGCCACUUACUGGUCUGGGAGGAGAUUUUAUAAUAAAAAAGCACUAAGAAAAAGUUUGUCACCCACACCAUACAUCAUAUCAAUUCUGUAGAUAUCGAUGAGUAUUUUGUAUUACUUUUAUGCUGCCUUUAUGUGAUAUUUGGACCUUCAAUUUCUGGCCACCAUUCACCACAUUCAGCUGAGAUAUUCUUCUAAAAAUCUUUGUUCAAAAAAAGAAAGACAGUCAUACACAUCUCGGAUGGCAUGAGUGUAAGUAAAUGAUGAGAGAAUUUCCCCUUUUGGGUGAACUAUUCCUUUAAGAAUCAUGUGAACACAUGGGUGCAAAGUUACCACAUAGCACACACAAAGUUUUUUUGUUGUUGUUUUUUUAUUUAUUUUUUUACUUCGUGUCUUUAAUGCAAUUUUCUUCUGUUGAAUACUGUGGAUUCUUUCUUUUGGUAUUUUAUGAAGGGGAGUAAAAAUGGUUAAAACUGAGUGGUGUGGAUACUUCAAUGUCCAAAUUAUUUCUUGUAUUUGUAUUUGAACAUGACUAGUAUAAAAUAUUAAGUUGCUUUAUACAAACUGUUAAAACAAUUGCUCGUAACUUAAAUAUUUUGUGAUUAAAUGUUAUAUCACUGGACACUGGACAGCACCACUAAUUCAUGCUUAUAAUAUUUUAAGCACAUUAUUUCAAUCUAACUCAUGUUUAACUUACAUAAUAGCCUACUUACAUCAAACUGUUUGAAAGGAAUUUAUGCAAGGUACAGAUUCAGCAAAUGCUAUACAACAUGAACACACAA
Xyrauchen texanus (razorback sucker) is the source of this 7294-nucleotide messenger RNA. Its product is annotated as LIM domain-binding protein 3-like. Gene Ontology annotation, biological process: actin cytoskeleton organization; heart development; muscle structure development. The transcript has 6 exons. Gene Ontology annotation, molecular function: muscle alpha-actinin binding; actin binding. Gene Ontology annotation, cellular component: filamentous actin; Z disc; stress fiber. Bases 2499 to 3569 code for a protein of 356 amino acids. NCBI's taxonomy places the organism in Eukaryota, Metazoa, Chordata, Actinopteri, Cypriniformes, Catostomidae. The record is from RefSeq and is a predicted model, not a curated record.